Messenger RNA from Daldinia childiae, 5868 nucleotides. RefSeq names its product Beige protein like protein 1. The record is from RefSeq and is a predicted model, not a curated record. Lineage: Eukaryota; Fungi; Ascomycota; Sordariomycetes; Xylariales; Hypoxylaceae. Gene Ontology annotation, molecular function: protein binding. The transcript is spliced from 4 exons. Bases 1 to 5868 code for a protein of 1955 amino acids.
AUGGUACUCAAAAAUGGCACGGGCAUAGCUAUUAAUACGGCAUUGCCUUCGAUUAACGAUGCGCUUCUCCGUUCGAAUGGAGUGGCAGUAUUGACUGGAAAUCCCAUUGUUGCGACUCCCCAGUUCUUUGACGAUGCCCUCUGGCAAUUGGCGGGCUUCACGCCACUUGCGUUAAAGCUAAUCGAGCGGGCUUCUUCGGCCGACACGCUAGUACGUGCUAUUGAGAUGGUCUUCCUGUGUAUCAAUUCGAGUUGGCGAAAUAGCGAGGCUAUGGAGAAGGACGGGGGGUAUGCAAUCUUAGGAAUUUUAUUAAAAGCCAAGCUCGGGUUCGGCGGACCUGGAAGCGAGGGGUUGACUGAGAAGCUUGCGAUUUCGAAUAUCGAAAAGGACAAAUUAUGCGUCCAGAUCCUCAGCCUUGUACUGGAAUUUGUCGGUUAUAAACACCGCGAUCCUCUUGAAUCAGUGAUCAUAAAUCCCUUAGCAUAUCGCAUUCUCCUAGUCGAUUUUGAUGGUUGGAGAAAAUGCGGCCCUCUUGUUCAAGAGCUGUAUUAUAAACAGUUCGUGAGUUUCGCUGUGAUGAGCAAGUAUCAUCAAUACAACAACCGCAGGCUGCUUCGAAUGCGAAUUGUGAAAAGGCUCCUCGAUGCCAUUAAGUCGGAGCCUCUGCUGGAGGCUGUACUCCCCUAUUUCAUAAGCGCUAUCAAAAGCCUCAUCAAAUGCAACUAUAACACUGAGGUCCACCAAUCACUCGCUCUAUUCAUUACUUAUGCGUUUCAUCCCACUUCGAGAUCCCUUCCACGCACUCCAAAAGCAGCAAAUCGUCGACCCUCUCAUAAUGUUCCAUUACGACCGCUGGUCCCUGUAAACGGAGCGGGCGGGAAUGAUGUGCGGUUGCUCACGAAGAGAGAGGUCGGCAUACGUCUCCUAGAUAUGUAUAGCCAACUACUAUGCGAAAAGGGGAACUUGGCAAUUAUUCGGAAGUUCGCUAAGACAGUGACAAACAAGGUACUUGACGCAUGGCCAUUGCAAAAAAAUUCCAAGCUGAUGAUGGUCCAGUGGCUUUUGUAUCUUCUCACAGAAAACGACCCGGAAAUCGUAACGUACGGCUGCAAGAUACUUGCUAGACUUUUAGUCACCCACGGGACGGCCUAUAUUAACAAGUUUUCGGGGAAGACUGGGGGCUUCUGUAUUAUGGCUCACCGUCUUAAGCGGUGGUGGGAUAUUGCAACUCUAUGGCCCAUUUGCUUCAGUAUCCUCUUUGGAUAUGACGUCGCAGAAAUAGACUUCGAGAAGAAUUUCGAUUUUUUCAGUUUAUUAGAAACGUUUGGGAAAUGCAAAAUCGCCAAUCCAGAUGCGUUGUCAAUCAUCACGGCCAUGAUCCAGCAUGCACUAAAAGAUAUUCUUAAAGCCCAGGAGGAUCCGGCUUCGCCUCCACCUGAUUUAAACAUGGCCAUAACUAAACACGAAAGUGUAGGGACAAGACUACGAGCGCGAUCAAUGUCACUUCAAAAGGAGCUGGAAUCACGAGAAACAAUUGAACCGCGAGCUGAACGUAACGCCGGGAACGCUGCGGUACUCCAGACUGUCAUUCGGUUCAUGGCAGAUCUACAUACUCGAUCGGCAGAUUUCCGAGAUUUUGCACUAUCCUCGGACUACGUGAGGCUGCUUCUGUCUGCCCUAUACCCGGCUAUCGUAAGCACGGACCCGGUCAAUCCAGAGAUAGAACUUAACUCCAGAGACUCAACACUCACUUUCGAGGGCGGCGAUGUCAUCAUUCGCCCGAUCGGUGGGACAGCAAGUACUGCACCCGUAAUUAGAACAUCUAGCGCGACCGAUACGUCGCUACCUGCUAGUAGAAUUACUCAUGCUCAUCGGGGAAGUCAAUUACGGAAGGCCUCAUCUUUCAUACUUCUCACAUCCCAGAAGUCUACCCAAUCCAGUCCAGCUCGCCUGGUUCAUGUCAUGUCUCCGAAGAAGAAAGUUGCCGAUCAAAAUAUCGGUCAUGGGUUAGUCGAGGGUCUCCUCGAGCUUGUUAUCAACGUCUUCGUAGACCAACUUUUAGUACGAAAGGAAUUUCCGGGGUUCGGCUUAUUCCUUAAAGUACCUCCUGGAUUCCAAGAACACCAAGCAUACUUCGAGUCCUACGUAUUGAAAAGCACAAUCGUCCAUAUAUCAACGGCGAUCAAGCUUAACUGGAAAGCUCUAAGCGAGCCGAAAGUGCUCACCAACAUGGCUAGGUUCAGUCUCCACAUGGUUGAAGCAAUAUUCGAAGGGUGGUUUAUGAACGGUACCGAAUCAAUGUUAAACUUUGCGGGACUCUUGUUGGAAUAUCUCCAGAAGCCAGACGUCGCAAAAAUGAAAACCGUAAGAUUAUGCAGCCAAGCAGUGACGACUAUUCGAGGCUCGUUUCUUAAAUUAGUCUUACUUAGACUCUCGGAAAUGGACGAUCCACAAACCACCGAGAUGGAGGCAAAUUUUUCAAUGGAAAAGAUACUCUACUGGCAAAUGGUUGUAUUAGAGUCUUUAUCGCCCGAUGAUGACUAUAUGAAGUUCUUCUGGUAUCAGCUCUAUACUAAGUUAGUGGAUACGAGGCGAGCCGUACGACUCGCUGCUGUCAAUCUCUGGCGCAUCAUGCUCGUACAGAAACCCAACGAAUGCACGUCGCUGUUUCGAUUAUCCAUGACAUCCGCCUCGGACCAGUCCCAGCUUGCAGCAGAUUUCCAGAAACUUACCGAACUUGAUACAGACGCAUUCAUCGACUGGGUUGAUGAACAUCGGCCUUCACUCGAUGCGUUAUUUCUGGGGGGUCUCUCGCGAGCCUGGGAAGAAUUCGUCAAUAUGGAAAACCAGCGUACGGCAGAGACAGCUAAAUCACGAUUGACAAAACGAAAAGAGACUCUGAAACGAUGGCAUUCGGAGAUGGUCGAACGGGACAAUAUCCUACUACGUCAUGACAUGGCCAAUUCCGCGUGGAUGAAGUCUAUCUACGCGUCUGAGCAUUUCAAACACCAGCGUCUUAUGCAGGACCAGCAGGAUGAUGUCAUAUUCUUUUCGUCCUCGUUUGCCCGGAUGCAAAAGGACCUUAACCGACCAGGAGCUGUAUUAUACGAUCCUAAGCCUAUUAAGUGGAAACUUGAUAGGACAGAAGGCCGGAAUCGUAUGCGCCUCCGGCUUCUACCAGACCUGUCUACCGAUCACGACCAGUACCAGCCCAAACGUAAAACGAUAGAUCAACUAGCAAAUUCCACUUCCAAAGGAGAGUCAGUUGAUCCUCCUGUUGCGAUUCCUGCGUCAAGAAAGCCUGCACCUCCAUCUAUACCCCAAGGGCAGAUAAGCAGCCAGGAUGAGGUCGCUGAAGAUGAUGCUGAUGAUGCCCCGGCCGGUACUCAGGGUGAAGCAAAACCUGGGCAGACAGCUAUCCCCGAGGAUGACUUCGAGAUGAUAGACGACCCGAACGAUCCUAACGAUGUCGACGACGGGUUCGAAGACAAGAAUAGGAGAGUGAUGAGACGCCUACAGCAGGGCGACACGGUCCAACAAGUUUACAAUGUCUCCCGCGUCAUUGGUCUUGAAGCAUUUGAGGGUAUUCUUUUAGUUGGAAAGAACGCCCUUUAUUUGAUGGACAGUUUCUUCCAGUGUGCGGAUGGAGAGAUAGUAAACGUUUGGGAGGCACCCGUAGAAGAGCGUGACCCUUUCUCUCAGAUUAUAACUGGUGCGAAGUCUAGUGAAAACCGUCAGGCUAUAAGCCGCGCUUCCCAAGACUCCCGCAGUUGGAAGUGGCACGAUGUUAUAAGUAUAUCGAAGCGCCGGUUCUUGUUCCGAGAUGUGGCUAUUGAAGUCUUCUUUACCGACGGCCGUAGUUAUCUUUUGACUGCGAUGAAUCCGGCGAUGAGAGACGAAAUAUUUUCUAAGCUUGCUAACAAGACUCCGCACACCGCAGGAGCUAACUCAUUGCCCAAUCCAGAGGAUGCCUGGCGUCUAGAGUCGCUCAAAGUCUUCGAAGAGUCUCCUCAAUCGUUUGGAUCAAAAUUCGGCAGCAUCUUCAACUCUUCUCCCUGGAAUCCUCUCAUGCGACGAUGGCAACGAGGCGAGAUAUCUAACUUCCAUUACCUAAUGCUCGUGAAUACAAUGGCAGGCCGGACAUUUAAUGACUUAACCCAAUAUCCAGUUUUCCCCUGGGUCCUAGCAGACUACACGAGUGAAGAAUUAGACUUAAACAAUCCCGCCACGUUCCGAGAUCUGUCGAAGCCUAUGGGUGCGCAGACCGCACGACGUCAGCUUGACUAUCAGACCAGAUACACCAGUCUAGCUGAGAUUGGCGAGACGCCUUUUCACUAUGGCACGCACUACUCGUCUGCCAUGAUUGUUGCAUCGUAUUUAAUUCGGUUGCCUCCGUUUGUGCAAUCCUUCAUCCUUCUUCAAGGUGGCUCGUUUGACCAUGCAGAUCGACUUUUCUUCUCGAUCGAAGGGUCGUGGAAAUCCGCAUCGCAGGAUAACGGAUCCGAUGUCCGAGAGCUAAUACCAGAAUUCUUCUACCUUCCAGACUUUUUAACGAACGUAAAUGGGUAUAACUUUGGCGACCGUCAAGGUUCUGGUGGCCGAGUCAAUCACGUUGAGUUACCUCCAUGGGCCAAAGGUGAUCCGAAGAUGUUCGUUGCGAAACAUCGUGAGGCAUUGGAGAGUCCUUACGUGAGCCAAAACCUUCAUCUGUGGAUCGACCUAGUAUUCGGUCAUAAGCAACGUGGCGAAGCAGCUGUAGAAAACUUGAAUGUGUUCCAUUAUCUUUCGUACUAUGGUGCCAAAGAUCUUGACAACAUUACGGACUCAAACGAACGACAUGCUACAACAAGCAUUAUCCAUAAUUUCGGACAAACACCACAUCAAGUCUUCACCAAGCCCCAUCCGCCGCGAGAGAGCGUCUCAUUUCCAGUGAAGAGACUAGAUACGGCCAGCCAUUCUCUUGCCAGGAUACCUCACCCGCUUCUCGAAAGUCGCGAGCGGGUCGCAUCCCUAGUGUAUUCGCCCAAACUGGAUCGGCUCCUAUGCUCCUCCCCCUUCCGCCUUAACCUCCCCCCUUUCUUUGACAAAUAUCUCGAAUGGGGAUUUGCGGAUAACAGUGUGCGUUUCUAUCACACUGAGAAUCGGAAGAGUGCGGGCGUCAGCGAAAACUUGCACACAGGCCAAGUAUCAUGUAUCAUCGUCGCCGAUUCGAAGACGCUGAUCACUGCCGGUGAGGAUUGCGUCGUGUCCGUGUUCACCAUACAGACCACCUCAGGUAAGGCCGUGGAGCUCAUGCAUCGUUCUUCGCUAUUCGGGCACAAGACCCCAGUCACGACGAUCGCGGUGUCAAAGGCUUUUAGCACGCUGGUCACGGUUUCCGGAGACGGACACGCGUUUCUCUGGGAUAUGAAUCGUCUCGAGUUUGUGCGAAAGCUGUCAAGCGCUCGAGCUGUCGAAUGUGCUCGCAUCAACGACGUAUCUGGGGAGAUAAUGCUAUGCUCAGGUCCGAACGUGACAUUAUACACAAUCAAUGGCGACUUGAUACUCGACCAGAACGUAUGUUCCGAGCCUGAUGACUACGUAUAUUCUUGUUCCUUCUACGAAGGGUCAGGGAACGAGUGGCUAGAGAAUUAUCUCAUCUUUACGGGGCACAGGAGAGGUAGGGUAAAUAUCUGGAAACGGAUCAUCAAGGGUGGCAAGUGGGGGUUGGAGUUGGUAAGACGGCUAGACCACAUCGACACGCGCAGCGAGACGGGGACAAAUACGGAGGCGGCGAUUACUUGCAUCACCCCGAUGCCGCAGCUGGUGUAUACCGGAGACGACGAUGGACGAGUCUACGAAUGGAAUCUCAUCCAAAGGGAAAGAUAG